AUUAAAGAUACACUAUCAUCAAGGAUAAGAAUUUAUAUUUAUAAAAGAGAUAAAGAUGCACCAAUUACAAUUCAAGAAGCUAAAGAUAAGGGUUAUUCAUUUGUAAUAAGCUCAUAUGAAAAAACAAAUUAUGAAGCGACUAAUUAUAUUAGUUUACCACCACAAAUUUUGGGAAUAAAGAUUUUUCACGAUCAAAAACUU
Racocetra persica is the source of this 201-nucleotide messenger RNA. Lineage: Eukaryota; Fungi; Glomeromycota; Glomeromycetes; Diversisporales; Gigasporaceae. The record is from the annotation of a GenBank genome assembly.